UGCCCCCUAAUUUCCAGAGUCUGUCCCCUCGUUGCCAAUAGCAACAGAGACGUCCAGCAAGGCGGCGUCCAGGCGCAGUUGGCAUAGAGCUUUCUCGUGAGGGCGAGAGCUGCACAGGAGCCCUACUUCCGGUUUCCUCUAGAACACCGCCAUAAGCCGGGCAAGGGCAUAGUUCCAAAGCAGGAAACCGUUCUCUCCCUCUCUUCUCUGUGGUGCGCCCCGUCUGUUCCUUCGGCCGUAGUUGUGGAGCCCGUUUGAUAGGCGCCUGAGUGUUUCUGAGGCUUUGGGAGCAGAUAAUUGCCACCAGGGAGAAUGCCUGAAUCAAAAUUUCGGGAAGUGUUGCCUAAGCAAGGUAAGCUAGCAGUGGAAGAUGUGACUGCCAUGGUGUUGUGCAAGCCGAAGUUGUUACCUCUAAAAUCAGUUACUUUAGAAAAGCUUGAGAAAAUGCAGCGUGAAGCACAAGAAACGAUUAGACAGCAGAAUCAGCGUACUUAGCAGAAUCACCACAAUAAUUCAGAAUCCAUAUUUAUGUGCAUAGAGUGCUCCUGCUGGCAAAGAUAGCGAUCAAAUGUGAUGUGAAUAGAAAUAAGCUCAGUAUUAUCAAAAUGAGUAUAUAAAUAAUUGUUAUUGCAGCUUGUGUAGCUUGUUUGUAAAUGUAUAGGACAUUAAAAUGCUUUAAUCUUUUGAUAUCAGAAAUUCAACAUUCAGAUCAAGCCAUAAAUUUUUACUAGGGUAUAGCAGCACACAUCAGACACUUAAUUUCCAAAGUAGACUUAAUUGUUCAGUAGUGAACGCCUGCAUUACCAUCUCUAUUAACAUGCACUUGUAUUGUUACUAUACUUCCUUUCAACUUAGGAAUGAAGAUGGUAGAGAUAUUGCUACAUUAGUACUUAGGGACCUCCCUAGCUAAAGCAGAGGUGGAAAGAGCUGGAUGGCAGGCUUCAUGGAGAUCUUAUGCCCUAUGAAACUAGUAACUCUUCAGGCAAGAGGGAAAGACAGGUGUGCAUAUAACCACAUGCACAUUUCAGCAGUAAUUGUAGCUAGGAAGUGCUAGCGCUGCAUCUGUGCUACAGUAACGAGGGUUUGUUGGCUAUUAAUGAACACCUGCUUUAGGGUUUGUAAGCUUCUAACCGAACACCAGUACAGAUAUAAUGAGGUCAGGGUCACAACAUCGCCUGACUCUCCCUGGUCCGAAAGAAGCCAGGCUGACUAUUACCAGAGCUAGGGCUUUCUCAGUGGUGGCCCCACACUGGUGGAAUGAGCUCCCAGAGGACAUCAGGGCCCUGCGGGACCUUUUACAGUUCCGCAGGGCCUGUAAAACGGAGCUCUUCCACCAGGCUUUUGAUUAGAAGCCGCCACUGAUGAAUGUGCCCUGGAACAUCUUCUGGCCUGGGACCCUGUUGGAUGCUAUUUCUACCAUUGGGCUGAUUUGGAAUACUGCCAUCAUCUGACCCUGUUGUAUGCUGUCUUUAUCAUUGGGUUGAUUUGGAAUACUGCCGUCAUUAGCUUGUCUUUUUUAUCUGUUAACUGAUGUUGUUUAAUUUUGUACGGUAUUUUUAACUUUUAACUCAGUAUUGUUCUAUGAUAUUUUAAUCCUGUUAACCGCCUUGAGCCAGCGUGUCCGGCAAGGCGGGAUACAAAUAGAAACAAUAA
Messenger RNA from Gekko japonicus, 1653 nucleotides. It is a transcript of the gene BBIP1, whose product is annotated as BBSome interacting protein 1. Gene Ontology annotation, biological process: receptor localization to non-motile cilium; cilium assembly. The transcript has 3 exons. Lineage: Eukaryota; Metazoa; Chordata; Lepidosauria; Squamata; Gekkonidae. The record is from RefSeq and is a predicted model, not a curated record. The coding region runs from base 313 to 495 and encodes 60 amino acids. Gene Ontology annotation, cellular component: BBSome.